AACGCGUCUUCUAAAAUCUAAAAUUAGCAUCAAAUAAUUAUAAAAUGAGUCUGGUUUUUCAAGCUUUGUGUACGUCUAUAGUAUGCUACACAUCGCUGAACAUGGGCCUGAUCAUGGGGUGGCCAUCUUGUACGCUGAAGCUGUUCGAGUCUGGCAACACUACUCUGCACCGGCCCAUGACGGAGACUGAGCUGGCGCUCUUCGGGAGCCUCUCCUCCAUCGGGGCUCUCAUCAGUACUCCCAUAGCUGGAUACCUACUAGAUGUGAUUGGGAGGAAGUACUGCAUGAUCCUUUCUGCUUUGAGUUACGCUACCGCCUGGGGCUUCAUAGCAUUCACCACACAAGUUGAGAUGAUCCUGACAGCAAUCUUCAUAUCAGGCCUUGGUGCUUCUUCGAUGCUGAUUGUACGAGUGUACGUCAGCGAGUUCUGCCAGGAAACUGUUAGAGGCACCAUGACUACUGUAUCCAUAGUAUUCUACUCCACGGGUCUGAUGAUAGUCUACAUGCUGGGAGGCAACCUGGAGUACAAGAUGACGGUGUACUCUUGUCUGGGUAUAUCAGUUGUCGGAGUGAUCAUCCUGGGCUUCUUGAAGGAGACGCCUACCUACUUCUUGAAGAGGGGAAUGCCAGAGGAAGCAAAGAAGUCUAUAGCAUUCUAUCGGAGAGUGAGUGUGGAGUCGAAAAAAGUGAUGCAAGAGAUGGAGGCGUUGCGACGAGCGUUCAACCCUGAUUUGGAGCAAGUUGUAAGUCCUGAAGAGGAAAAACUGAAAAUGGCAGAAAAGGAGGAAGACAAAUCACCAGAAAAGCUGACUUUUUGGCAGUUCAUAAAAACAUCCCGGUCGACUCGCGUAGCCACAUACCUGACUCUUGCAAUAAUCACGUUAAGCACCUUCCAAGGUCUUCUGGUGGUACAAGUUUACGCUGUUCCGUUGUUUGAAGAAGCAGUACCGACUAUGUCGUCGAUAGCUUGCAGUGUGCUGCAAGCGUUCGUCACCGGAGCCGCUGGGUUGAUCGCUGGGUACCUAAGCGAUGUCGCUGGCCGGCGGCCGCUCGUCAUCUACUCCUCAAUCGCAUCAGGCUUGUGCUGCGUGAUGCUAGGAACCCAGCUGCACCUUCACUGGGCACCACACUGGGUCACCGCAAUGUUUCUCUAUCUGUUCACCGUCACCUACACUCUUGGAGCCGGCACUGUCGCGUAUGUCCUCAUUACGGACGUGUUUCUUCCUGAGGUUAAGAGCGUGUUAUCGAUGUUCAUCAUCCAGUGGAGCUGGCUGUGUUGCUUCAUCAUCUUGUUCAUCUUCAACCCGCUAGUGUCUAUUAUCGGGCUGGGCCCAGUGUUCUACAUGUUUGGCGCAUUUUGCCUCCUCACUGCCGUCUACUCUUAUUUCUACCAACCUGAGACUAAAGGUCUUCCCGUUGAUGCUGUUCAGCUAGUACUAGUCAGAAGACGAGGAGAGAAGUAGGCUAGAUGAUAUUCAAAUUCAAAAAUAUCUUUAUUCAAUAGGUAACAUAGUUACACUUUGAAUCGUCAAUUUUACAUAACGAACGUCUCAUCCGCCUAAAACUACUGCAGCUUCUCACAACCUGUAUAGCCGGGGAAAAGAAGCUGCAAGAAAAACCUCGGCACAGGGCCCUAGACGUUCUUUAAAAAAAAAAAACAUAAAAUAUUGGUAUACAAUUAAGUAAUUUAGCUGCCUAAUAUCAGUUUUCAGACAGUUAAUCCCAUGCAUUCAUAUCUUCUAAAUAAUCACAAACUUUAUAAUAACCUUUUUUGUAAAGUUUUUGUUUAACUACUGUCUUAAAACAGUUGAAAGGCAAAUUCUGAAUGUCAAUGGGAAUCUUAUUGUAAAAACGUAUACAUUGCCCCUUAAAAGAUUUAGUAAUCUUAUGUAAUCGACUGACUUGUAAAGCAAGUUUAUUUUUAU
Molecule: messenger RNA, 1925 nt
Organism: Pectinophora gossypiella (pink bollworm)
Lineage: Eukaryota; Metazoa; Arthropoda; Insecta; Lepidoptera; Gelechiidae
Product: facilitated trehalose transporter Tret1-1-like
Exons: 9
Coding region: 45-1463 (472 amino acids)
Biological process (GO): transmembrane transport
Cellular component (GO): membrane
Molecular function (GO): transmembrane transporter activity
Source: RefSeq, a predicted model, not a curated record